This is a messenger RNA of Aspergillus bombycis, 3036 nucleotides long. RefSeq lists its product as uncharacterized. The coding region runs from base 1 to 3036 and encodes 1011 amino acids. Lineage: Eukaryota; Fungi; Ascomycota; Eurotiomycetes; Eurotiales; Aspergillaceae. The transcript has a single exon. The record is from RefSeq and is a predicted model, not a curated record.
AUGAAAAGAUCCCUGUGUCCAGCUCGUCUGCUGUGUCUGGACCGCAGGUCUCACUUGCUCCAUACUGUAUCAGUCUCUCCGUAUCGCCUGCUCAGCUACUCCCAGCGCAAAGGGCUCCCAAGUUGGAGACCUUCCCCGGGAAGGCGACAAUGGGGUCGCCAGUUCUCCGUGGGCUCCAGCCCUUCUAUCAACCGUCAAUUACUGCAUGAUCGACUUCGAGUGAAAAAUGAAUCUCCGAUACGCGAGUCGCAGAAAACCCCGGAAGCGUGGAUUUUAUUGCUGGAACAACACCUGCUAGGAGAUUCUGGAAGUGGCAGUAAGGCUUUCGAACCGGACGCUGCAUCGGUGACGACCCCAGCAUCCAUCAGUCGAGCAAUCGACUUGCGUGAGCUUUUGUUCAACGCAAGAACGUAUGGGGACCUGGAUCUUUUAGCCCAUCUGGGGUACCGGUUGAACAACUGGCCUGCUGUCUAUGCAUUACUGAAUCAGUUGCUCGACGCCGCAGAUGCACUGAACGAUGUCUCCCCCUCUCUUAAGCAUCUGUCUAAUAACAGCUGGGGUUACAAGUCCAGUGUAUCGCUUGAUCAAUUGACCCAUCAGAUCGACUCGGCUCCGCGGCUCACGCCAGAUCCAACAACACAGAUUUCUGAGUUGACAAGCCUAGAUACGUUAACCGAGAGAGCAUUUGCGGACGAGCAUUCCCGACGGUUCAUGGCACAAGUAUGGCAGAGCUUGGGAUCAAUUGUGCUUGAUGCUGCUGAUGCCUCGCCAAAUGAGUCGAAGAUAGCGAUGUCUUAUGUGUUUCGGAUACUUGCUCGUCUGCACCACUCCGGUGCAGUAUCGGAUAGGGUAUAUAAAUAUGUCCCUCCAGAUAGCCAUCAGGUCGCCUUUCGACCGCCGACGAUGCAUCUACUGUCAACACAUAUCAUGAGCGUUCUGUCGGAUGCAGCCUGGCUUGUACACGAAGCCGAAGUGGCGGCCAAGGCAGCUGCUGCGGGUGAAGACUCGCCUUUCCUUCCCUUCCAAAUGGGCAUUCGAGAACUUGGGCCUGAGAUUUGGAUAGAGUUGAUUCUUUGGUGCUGUGUGGAACAUGGACAUAUCACAGAGGGCAUAUGGCUCAUUGAUCAGAUGAAGACACGGAAAGGGGAUCUGGCUUGGAAAUUCCAAAGCUGGAGACCCCUACUUCAACAUCCAGAGUCUGUAUGGAACACUAAGGUUGACUCAGAAGUAUCCUGGCGCCAUCCGGCCCAAGUCGACGGCCCUUCGCUUCUUCGAAAGCGCAGUAGCCCCUCCCCCUUCAAUGGACUCGGGGCGCGAACAAUCAGUCUUGAGGUAACCGCUUCCUUAAUGGAUAAUCUUCCAAAUUGGGGCUAUCGAGGAUUAGGCUUCUGGGGUAUAACGUCGGCCGCGCUUCUGCAUCAUAUCUCAUCGCUCAAGUUCACAAUAGCCCCGAGGGCGGCCGAUGAUACCCCUUUAGCUACGACUAAGGAAUCUAAUUGGUUCAUUCUUCGUGUUCUUGAAUCUGGAUGCAUCGAUCCUCAGGCGGAUCCCCAAGCAUUCGAUGAACUCAUCAGAGCCAUUCCUCAUGUUGUUCCGCCCUGGGACAGCAAUGAUCUGUACUUGCCUGAUGAGGAGGAUUUGGAGCAACUUGAGCCGUCCCAGAUUUAUGACGAGACAACAGCCUUAGCUAAACUCGUCGAACAUAACAUCCGAUUCCACUCCCGGCGACGCCUUUGUGGAGAUGCGAUGGAUUCAUUUGCUUGGUUGCAGAGCGCAGUUGACAAAAGUAAGAUGCAACGCAUAGGCGAAUUCUUCUCCUCACGCGUGGACCCGUCCGAUGACGAGCACCUGCCGACUUUCGAUACUGCCAAUCUGGCCUCUUUGAAGCCAUUUGAGUCGUCGAUGCCACAAAUUUCACCUAUUACGCUGGCCGAACUUCUGGACCUGGUGACUGUGUCUCGAGCAUUCACGUUCGGCGACUGGUUACUCUUCUCGAACGACAUUGACGGACCCCCGAUUCCUCACAGCGCAUACGGGAAUCAAGCUUUGGCACCAUCAAUCAUUCGUUACGCUGCCGCUACGAAAAAUAGCACACUCUGCGAUUCAGUUGUCCAGUCUCUUUCACAGCCCCUCUCGGCGAAUACUCUACGAGCCCUGUUGAAUUACCGUAUCGCAAUGUGCCAAUGGAACCUGGUAACUGUGAUGCUAGAAUAUCUCCGCGGCUACCGCCUAAAAUCCUGGGGCCACAGUAAUAUCACCGCAUUAGCCGCCGAAAUUAUCAGAUUAGACCAUGCUGUCACCACAGAAACCGACACGACAAAAGCGGAAGACAAUAUCCAGAACCUAGCACAGGCAAAGGGCAUCCUGCUGCGAAUUCUCAACGGUGAAUUCAAUGAACUACACCCAAGAGACAACUUCCAGGAGCGCUCCCUCCACGGCUUGCAACGCCUCUUCCUCUCCAUCCCUGGCGCCCUCCACGACGUUGCCGCCACCUCCAAUCUCCGCUCCCAAAAGCUCGCCCGAAGCUCAACCCCCCACAUACCCUCAACGGCCUUCCACCCCAUCCUCUCCGCCGUAGUCGAUGCCCGAGGCAGCGCCGCCGGCAAACGACUCUGGGACACCUGGUGCGUCGACGUGCAGUCCCCAUCCGCCAGCCGUCUCCAGAAAGGCGGCAUCCCCCGUCUCUACCUGAACACCGAGCGGGACAUGAAAAAGGGCAACCCUCAUUUCGACGAGGCAUACUUCAAACAGCUCCAGACUAAACUGGUGGUGCCCAAUAUAUCCACCGUCCGCAUCAUCGCCCGAGCCGCAGUGAAAGAGUACAACGAAUUCGAAGCUAAACACUCGCACACCGUCCCCGAUGAAAACCCUCCAUCUCCUCAAGCAUAUGCAUAUCCCAGAACUACCCAUCCUCAGCAUAACCCCGCCCGACCCAUCCUUGAGUUCUGUAUGAAGAGAUUUGAGGCCCUCGGUCUUCGGCGAGCGGAUAGAAACCGCGAGUUGGAGGCUUCGUAUACCGAAGAAAUAAAGAGUUGA